GCCCAAUCACCUUCUUAUUUCCCUGUGCUUAGUGGCGCCCCAUUCCACAAAGCUGACACCUGCUCUCCUCCACCUACCCAAAAUCCUCCUCCAUCUUCCUGCUCCGGCUCAGUCCAAUCCUUCCCUUCCCCUUCCCUUUUCGGCUUCGGCCAAUCCACCGACCGACCGAUCAUCAGCCACCCAGCGAGAGAUUUCUUCCAUCUUCUUCUCUAGAGCUCUCGCAUGGUUCCUUCCGCUGCGCUCGCUUUCUUGGAGCAGAGCAGGUAGCUGCUGCCACCAUACGAUGAUCCGCGAGUUCCUGGCCGUGGCGGCGCGCGCGGCGCUGGAGUGGACGCUGGCUACGCUGCUGCUCGCCAACGGCGCCGCUUUCUGCCUCAUCGCCGCCGCCGCCGCGCGCCUCCGCCUCGGCCCGCCCUGCAUCCUCUGCGCCCGCGUCCACCGCCUGCUCCGCCCCGCCUCUGGCCCGGCCGGCGAGGAGCGCGCCGCCCUGCGCCUCCUCCUCUGCGACGCCCACCUCGCCGCCGUCGCCGACACCGAUCGCCGCGGCGGGGACGCGGGGAAAGGCCGGCUGACGGAGGCCGGUGAUCCGGCGGACAAGGUCUCAGGCAUGGAGACCCACCGCGUCGUCUCCAUCGGCAGCGAGAUCUGCGAGCAGGACCACGACGUCGACGACGGCGUCCAGCCACGCGCCGCCGGCGGCAGCCAUAUCGCGAGAACCAGCAGCAUCGAAGACGGCGGCAGCGGCCCGCUCGUGUCCCUCUUCGAGCUGGCCCCGAUCGUCGCGCAGCCGCGGGGCGGCGGCGGCGACGGCGGCGACUCCUCCGUGGACCCAGCCACGGCGCCGGAGCUGGUGGCCGUGGACGGCGACGAGCGCCUCACCGUCGGGCAGGUCGUCUCCGCGCUCCGCGACCAGAGGCGGGAGCUGGAGGCGCUGCGCGCGGAGCUCGCCGCCGAGCGGCGCGCGCGGGUGGAGGCGGAGGAGUACCAGCGGCAGCUGGAGGAGCAGGGCGAGCUGGACCGGGAGGCGGUGCGGCUCGCCAUGCAGCUCGUCCACGAGAGCGAGACGGAGAAGCACGGCCUGCAGCGGCAGCUCGACGCGUGCAGGGUCAGGGCCCAGCUCUACCAGUCCGAGACCGCCGCCGUGGACGACAACGACGACUUCGCCGGCGGCGAAGGAUGCUUCCGCCGGGGGGCGAACGGGGGCGACGACGGCAACAACUACCAGUCGCUUGUGGACUUCUUGCCGGGGUCGAUGUACUCCUCCUCGCCGGACCUGGCCAACCUCCUUAAACUCUACACCGAGUCCGGCAACGGCGGUGGCCGUCGCCGUAAGAGGGAUGAUCACGACGAGCCGGCCGUUGCGGUGGUUGAGGAAGCAGAGGAGGAAGAGGAAGUCACGGCCGUCCCCGUCUCUGUCACGGCUGCCACCGAAUCCAGCGGGAAUGCUGAUGCGACCACCGCCAUUGUUGCUGAAUCUGUACAUGAACGAAGCACCAAUAGUUGUCACACUGAGACAGUUGCUGAAGCUUCUUAGCUCGUCACGACAUCACUGCCAUCUCUUGUAAAUUGGUUUCUCUUGUGUAAAAUUCACCUUCUAUUUCCUUUUGUUUUGCAUACACAGAUUGAAAGCUUGGGUGGGUGUGCCAGUGUGUGUGUAUGUUCAUACAUGUAAACUGUUUGUCCGUGGAGGGGAGGUGUUUAAGGAGAAGAAAUUUUGAAUCUUCAAGAUGA
Molecule: messenger RNA, 1731 nt
Organism: Panicum virgatum (switchgrass)
Lineage: Eukaryota; Viridiplantae; Streptophyta; Magnoliopsida; Poales; Poaceae
Exons: 2
Coding region: 284-1534 (416 amino acids)
Molecular function (GO): myosin binding
Source: RefSeq, a predicted model, not a curated record